AUGGACGAAAAGACCAAAGACGUCACCGCCCACACGCACUCGGACCCCGCGCUCGAUCGCGAGCUCGAAGCCCUCAACGCGCUGCACCGCGCCCUCAAGCAGCCCGGCAUCACCGACGGCGUGCCCCCGCCGCCCGUGCCCGUCCACCCGCAGCGCACGGCAAUGAUCGAGAAGAUGCGCAACACCGGCAACGCCGCCUUCCGCAAGCAGGACUACAAGGGCGCCAUCGACAUGUACUCGCACGCCAUCCUCAUGGCGCUCACCCGCCCCGGCUGGGAGCCUGCUCCGUUGCUCCGCGAUGAGCUCCAGCAGCUGUAUUCGAACCGCGCGCAGGCGUAUAUUGGGAUGAGCAGCUGGCCAGAGGGAUUGGCGGAUGCGUGCUGCAGUAUUGAUUUCAAGAAGGCCGGGAAUCAGAAGGCGCAUUGGAGGAAGUGUAAGUGUCUGAAGGAGAUGGGCAGGCUGGAGGAGGCGAGGGAUGGGUUGGAGUAUGGGUUGGAGUUUGGGAGCGACCCCGAGUUGAGUAAUAUGUUGAAGGAGGUGAGGGAGAUGCUGGAGAGGAGGAAGUAG
Molecule: messenger RNA, 567 nt
Organism: Morchella importuna
Lineage: Eukaryota; Fungi; Ascomycota; Pezizomycetes; Pezizales; Morchellaceae
Exons: 1
Coding region: 1-567 (188 amino acids)
Molecular function (GO): protein binding
Source: RefSeq, a predicted model, not a curated record